AUGGGAAAAAGACGCUGCGUUCCUCCACUCGAGCCCAAGUUGGCAGCAGGCUGUUGUGGGGUCAAGAAGCCCAAGUUAUCUGGAAGUGGAGCACACCCUCACGGGAACCAGGCCGCCACUGUCCCCGGCUCUAGUUCAGGACCUCUCCAAAACCACCAGCACGUGGAUGGCAGCAAUGGUCGGGAGAAUGUGUCAGACUUAACUCUGGGACCUGGAAACUCUCCCAUUACACGAAUGAAUCCCGCAUCGGGAGCUCUGAGUCCUCUUCCCCGGCCCAAUGGAACUGCCAACACCGCCAAGAAUCUGGUGGUGACCGCAGAGAUGUGCUGCUACUGCUUUGAUGUCCUCUACUGUCACCUCUAUGGCUUCCCUCAGCCACGACUUCCUAGAUUCACCAAUGACCCCUAUCCGCUCUUUGUGACAUGGAAGACAGGGCGGGACAAGCGGCUUCGUGGCUGCAUUGGGACCUUCUCAGCCAUGAAUCUUCACUCAGGACUCAGGGAAUACACGUUAACCAGUGCACUUAAGGACAGUCGCUUCCCCCCCCUGACCCGAGAGGAGCUGCCUAAACUUUCCUGCUCUGUCUCCCUCCUCACUAACUUUGAGGAUGCCAGUGAUUAUCUGGACUGGGAGGUAGGGGUCCAUGGGAUUCGAAUUGAAUUCAUCAAUGAAAAAGGUGUCAAACGUACAGCCACAUACUUACCUGAGGUUGCUAAGGAGCAAGACUGGGAUCAGAUCCAGACAAUAGACUCCUUGCUCAGGAAAGGUGGCUUUAAGGCUCCAAUUACCAGUGAAUUCAGAAAAACGAUCAGACUCACCAGGUACCGAAGUGAGAAGGUGACAAUCAGUUAUGCAGAGUAUGUUGCUUCUCGACAGCACUGUCUCCAGAAUGGCACUCUUCAUGCCCCGCCCCUCUACAAUCAUUACUCCUGA
Pipistrellus nathusii (Nathusius's pipistrelle) is the source of this 933-nucleotide messenger RNA. NCBI's taxonomy places the organism in Eukaryota, Metazoa, Chordata, Mammalia, Chiroptera, Vespertilionidae. The record is from the annotation of a GenBank genome assembly.